Rhea pennata is the source of this 1286-nucleotide messenger RNA. It is a transcript of the gene EIF1, whose product is annotated as eukaryotic translation initiation factor 1. NCBI's taxonomy places the organism in Eukaryota, Metazoa, Chordata, Aves, Rheiformes, Rheidae. The coding region runs from base 144 to 485 and encodes 113 amino acids. Gene Ontology annotation, molecular function: translation initiation factor activity; RNA binding; ribosomal small subunit binding. The record is from RefSeq and is a predicted model, not a curated record. Gene Ontology annotation, cellular component: eukaryotic 43S preinitiation complex. Gene Ontology annotation, biological process: translational initiation. The transcript is spliced from 4 exons.
CAGAGUCUCGAGCCGCCGCCGCGAGAGCAUCCUCCGCCGAGAGCCGCCCGCCUCGCCGCCGCCGCCUCCCUCCGCGCCCGGCCGCCGCCUCCGCCGCCCGCCUCGUCGCCGCCGCCUCCGCCGAGGGAAGGGAAGCGUAUCGUAUGUCCGCUAUCCAGAACCUCCAACCCUUCGACCCCUUUGCUGAUGCAAGUAAGGGUGAUGACCUGCUUCCUGCCGGCACUGAGGACUACAUCCAUAUAAGGAUCCAGCAGAGGAACGGCAGGAAGACCCUCACCACUGUCCAGGGCAUUGCGGAUGACUACGAUAAAAAGAAACUGGUGAAGGCCUUUAAAAAGAAAUUUGCCUGCAAUGGUACUGUAAUUGAACACCCUGAAUAUGGAGAAGUGAUUCAACUGCAGGGCGAUCAGCGCAAGAACAUAUGCCAGUUCCUUGUAGAGAUUGGACUGGCUAAAGACGACCAGCUGAAAGUCCAUGGGUUUUAAGUGCCUGUGGGUCACUGAAGCUUUAUGCGAGAAGACUUCCUUACCAUGAAAAUCCCAUCUGUCCCUUGUCAUAAGUUUAAAACCAGCCGGUUUGUGUAAUGUAACAACCUUGGGUCCACUGUUCAGUCUGGACUAGUGUAAUUCAGUGAUGUAAUAAACUGACAAGAGCCCAUGCUAUCUCGUCUUGCUGUCCCUCAUUUAACAGAGGUAAAUCAGGCAUUUAGCAUUAUCCAGCCUGAAGUUAAAAAUAACCAGAUGUUUCAAGUUAAGUCAAGGGCCUCAACAUGUCAGUCCAGAAACUGCCUGAAUCUCUCCUCAGUCCAGCUUCCUUUCCCUUUCAAUGGGCAGUAAUACUUAAGGUGCCUGCUGCAGUCCUACAUGGAAUAAGGCACCAGAUGUGAGCUGUGACAUGGAAUGGGGAGAUAGUACCUUCCCUCUAGGCAGUAUUUGCUCCUGGUGGCAGAAGGAUUUGGGGAAACUCGGAUCUUGAACAAGAAGAGUAACUGAAGAGUGACUUCCAAGGCCGGAUGUCUGGAACUCAGGCCUGGCCAGGCACUGGUAUCAUAAGCCCAAAGAUCCUGGGGUAGCAUACUUGAACCAUUUACCUUGGGUUAAACUUUUGACAAGGGAUCAAUUUUGGACUAAUGUAACAAGUAUCAUUGUAGAUAGAGCUGCAGAGCUUACAUGUUACUACCAACUGCUGCCUAAUGCCCUGUGAAGUAACAGAUUUUUGGUUUCAUUUUUAAUGUUUUAUGUAAUGUAUUUAAAGUCUUAUUUAAAUAAAAAUGAUUUUCAAAAGCA